CGGAAAAGUAGAAGCGUUUUAGAAAAUGGGGAAAAGUAGGAAGCGGCUGAUCCACACUGGUUGUGUUCCUGCUGCUUAGAGUCGCUCGAGGAACUUUAUAAACACUUCACUCAGCUGAAAAACCUCAGAUGAUGGUGUGUGUGUGAGCGCUCUCUGGAUCCAGUCGAGUGUGCGAAGAAAUAGUUCCACAUGGAGCAGGACGACUUUCCUCCCCCUCCUCCUGAUGUGCUAGACGAGGAAGAAGAAGGUGAGCCUUUUGAAUUUGACGAUGAAGUUCCCGAGGCCGAGCGCCCUCCCUUAUUCCCUCCUGCAUUGGGUUACAACUCUUCAGGCUGCCCGGUUUUGGAGAAUGCGGAGGAAGAUCUCUUGCCACCACCACCUCCUCCUGCUCCACACGGUGACUUGCCUCCACCUCCUGAAGAGGGAUUUAUUCAGGAGGGUGUAAAUAAGGAGCUCCCCCUGCCUGAGGGUGCACAAGGGAAUCCUGUGUCUCGACCCAAAGUCAAUCCAUACUCUGUGAUUGACAUUUCUCCUGAGAGCCCACCCCUGUUGGUUUCACCAGCCAAUGGGAAUGAUGGUGAUGCCCAUGAUGUAUCCAGCAGCCCGGUUGUGCCUUCUGGAUACUUAGUGCCAGUACCUUGUGGCUAUGCCACGCCCUCCAACGUCCCAAUCAUCACCCCCACCUACACCACGCCCGUCAUCAUCAGACACCUUUCAGUGGACGAAGAAGUGACCGUUGUGGGGGCAGGGCAUAAUAUGACUGACAGUGUCUUUACUGAGGAACAUCCAGUCAUAAGGGAGGAAGACGCUCUGGCUAAGUGGGCUUCGGACCCUGCUAACACUGCCUGGAUGGAGAAUCCUGACGAAGUUAUUUAUGACGACGUUCCGAGAGAGAAUUCGGGAUCCACUACAGAUGUAGAUGAGAUGAUCUAUGAUGAUGUGGAGAGGGGUGAGGAGGCAGGCAGCAGCUCGGUGGAGAACGGAUGGAGCUCCAGCGAGUUCGAGAGCUACGAUGAAGAGAGCGAUGGAGAGAGCGCGCACGGGGAGAACGGCCACCUCCCGAACGCCUUCAUCCGCCGACACACACCCAGCACCACAACUCAUCUCUCUCAAGAUCUGACUCGCUUGAAAGAGCACUAUGAGCGAAAGGUGAAAGAUCUCAUGGUGAACGCAGUGGGCGCAGUCGAGCUACAGCAGCUCCGACACAAACAUGAGCAGAAGAUGCAAAAGCUGGUGAGAGCGGCCAAGCACGGCACCAAGGAUGGCCUGGAGAAAACUAAAGCGGCAGUGAAGAAGGGAAAGAACUUCAUUCGAACCAAAUCUUUUGGGCAAGAGAGGAAGCCGUCAUGUUUUGACGAAGAGUCAUCCGAGCUCUUCAUUGAAGUGGAGUGUUUAAAUGUGGAGCCUGUGUUAGGCCCCGCCCCUGAGGACCUUUCUCAACAGCAGGUCGUGAGGAGACGUAUCCUGGAGUCAAUACUAGAGAGUGAGAAGAAUUACCUAGAUUCACUAAAGAGAGUAUUAGAGCACUAUGAGAAGCCCAUGCAGGAGAUGGAGCCUCGGCUGCUGAGCGAGAGGAAGUGUAAGGUGGUGUUUUACCGCGUGAGGGAGAUCCUGCAGUGCCACGCCAUGUUCCAGAUCGCACUGGCCAGCCGCGUGGCAGACUGGGACCAGCUCCAGACCAUCGGGGACGUCUUCGUCGCCUCCUUCUCUAAAUCCAUGGUUCUGGAUGCGUACAGCGAGUAUGUAAAUAACUUCAGUACGGCCAUGGCGGUGGUCAGGAAGGCUUGCAUGUCCAAACCCUGCUUCCUCGACUUCCUCAAGCAACGUCAGGAGGUCAGUCGAGAUCACGUCACUCUCUACGGCCUCAUGAUGAAACCCAUCCAGAGAUUCCCUCAGUUCAUUCUGCUCCUGCAGGACAUGCUGAAGAACACACCAGUGGGCCACGCUGACCGCUUGCCCCUACAGAUGGCCCUGACCGAGUUGGAGACUUUGUCUGAGAAGCUGAACGAGAGGAAGAGGGAUGCAGAUCAGCGCUGUGAGAUCCGACACAUCGCCAAGGCAAUGAACGAGCGCUACCUCAACAAGCUCCUAAGUAUAGGGAGCAGGUAUCUGAUCCGCUCGGACGAUGUGGUGGAGACGGUGUACAACGAGCGAGGAGAGAUCAUCAAGACCAAAGAGCGACGACUUUUCCUGCUGAAUGACGUGCUCAUGUGUGCCACGCCCAACCUGCGCUCUCCUCAGGAUAGCGGGGGUGCCGUCGUUCCUUCGGGCCAGCGUUUCCUGUUGAAGUGGAGCGUUCCUCUCAGCCUGGUGGAGCCGGUGGAGUUCGGCUCCUCGGAGGAGAUGGGAGACUCCGCCCCUUUCCCCGUCCCUCACUCCGGGGAGAAGAUGGUCAUCAAUGCCAAGCCAAAUAAGUUGUACAUGGGUCCGGGUCAGCUUUAUCAGGACCUGCAGAACCUGAUCCAUGACCUCAGUCUGGUCAAUCAAAUCUCCACCAUGAUCAGCAGCCUCAAGGGCAACUACCAGAACGUGAAUGGGGCAGUAGCUCAGGACUGGGUCUCAGGUCUUCAACGUCUUAUCCUUAAGAAAGAGGAGGAGAUUAGAGCUGCCGAUCGCUGCCGUAUCCAACUGCAGUUACCUGGAAAACAGGACAAAUCGGGCCGACCCACAUUCUUCACGGCCGUCUUCAACACCCUGAGCCCGUCAAUCAAGCAGGCCUGGAUCAGCAACCUGCAGAUGGCCAAGCUAGCUCUUGAGGAGCAUAAUGUACAGGGCUGGUUCAUCGCUGAUGAUGAUGGGAAUCAGAUUAAGAAGCAGAAACAUCCACUGUUGCUGAAGCACAUGCCCGUAGUCAUGUCCAGGCUGCAGGAAUUCAAGGUGGAGUGUGCAGUCCAUAACCCAGAGCCGCAUGUUAACAGCGAGAGCACGGCGGACAUGCCGGCGGUGGGGCACGGUUGUGUUUGGGUGGCCAGCUGUACCAAUCAGAUGGCUCAGAUCGCUAUAGUUGCCAUGCAGAACUCCAGCCCGAAGGUGACCGAGUGCUUCAAUGUGGAGUCACGGAUCCUCUGCAUGACCUAUGUACCUGUGGACGAGCCCCUGGAGGAAGGAGCAGGAAACCCUGAGCCUCAGGGCUGCAACACACCAACCGUGUGUGUGGGAACAGAGGAGGGAAGCAUCUCUGUCUAUAAGAGCAGUCAGCGAUCAAAAAAGGUCAGACUGCAGCACUUCUUCACACCAGAUCGAGCCGCCGUGACGUGUUUAGCGUACAAGAGUCCGUCUCUGUAUGUCGGCCUGGUCAGUGGAUCCCUUGCUGUCUACUCACGAACAACAGAUUAUUCAUUUUCUGCUGACGGUUCAUGGGAUUCCUCCAGCGUGCGGUUACUGAAGCUGGGUGUGCUGCCAGUAAAGGCUCUGCUGGCCGUCGGGGAGUGUGUGUGGGCCUCAUCUGGGGGACAAGUCUUCGUAAUCAAUGCUCGCACACACACUGUGGAGCACCAGUUAGAGGCUCAUCAGGAGGAGGGGAUGGUCGUGUCCCAAAUGGUGGUAGCAGGAGUGGGCAUCUGGAUCGCCUUCAGCUCAGGUUCCACACUCCGCCUGUUUCACACCGAGACACUGGAGCAUCUGCAGGACAUCAACAUCGCUACACCUGUCCACAAUAUCCUCUCAGGUCAUCAGAGGGUCUCUGUGAGCAGUCUGCUGGUGUGUCAUGGUUUGCUGCUGGUAGGAACAAACCUUGGGGUCACAGUAGCUCUGAGUGUUCCACGGCUACAGGGCGUCCCCAAGGUCACAGGGCGUGGGAUGGUGUCCCUCCAUGCUCACCAUGGCCCUGUAAAGUUCCUCAUCAUGGCAUCGCCCGUACGAAACGCUGUCCCCUCCAUGCCCAGUCAGUGUGUCCCUCCUCCAGAAGAGGACGAAGUUCCUGGCUCUACUGCUUCAUUUCUCACUGAGGAAGAUGACAUCCAGGCCAUACCGACCCGCCAGGAUUCGCUCUCAUCCUCCCGCAGCUCUCUGGAGCACGGCCCAGAGGACGGCGCCAUCUACGACCUCAUCAGCGAUCCGGUGCACUCGCAGAACACCAAGCGUGCUCAGCGGGCGAACGUGAGCUCAGUGCUGGUCCUGUCUGGUGGCUCGGGUCAUAGAAAGAUCAACAAGAAGAGCAAAGUGACACGGCAUGAAGAAAACGUGCCCACGGUCAUGGUGUGGCAGAUCCCUGUGCCUGACGUGUGAUACGGGAUGACAGUAGUGAUGACAUUUCAUGGGCUGAUGCAAUCAGCAUCCUUCACUGUGCCUUCCUGAGGCAUCUCCCUCUUCUGUGCUUGCAUACAGAAAGUGAAACGGACGUGUAAGGAUGAGCCGUUCGAACUAAACUGGACGUCUAAACACCCAUGUGUGCAGUGCUCGCAGUCUGGGUGUCUGCAACAGACUUUUAACAGACAAUUUACUUGAAACGGAUGUCCCUGGGAAUUUAAGUCACUUUUAUACCACUGAACUUUUAGUUUUAUGUUAUGUAAAGUUCUGAACCCUGUGUUAAUUGAAGUAACAAAGCUAACGCCAAGGUUACUUUUCCUCUAUAGCUGCUUUUGUGUUUCAGAUUGUUCAUUUCACUUAAUGUUUAUAGAUUUCCCUGAAAUAUUUGGGUUUUAACUUUUAUUAUCAUAAAGAUGUUUAAUUAGCUUUUAGUGUGAAGUGAAGUUCACAUAAUGAUGGUGAUGAUGAUAAGAUCAUACAUUGAUGUGGCAUGCAAAUAUGAAAGUUUUAAUAUCUUGCAAAGAUCGUAAGAUUGUCAUGUCUAAAUAAUGACACUACCAAAAAAUGUCAGGGUCCAGCGAACCCUUUUACAAGUACCAAAAAACAAUUGUGGCACAGUCUGUGUAUUUUUAUUUUUUAUUUUUUGGUGAAUUA
Clarias gariepinus (North African catfish) is the source of this 4902-nucleotide messenger RNA. It is a transcript of the gene arhgef10, whose product is annotated as Rho guanine nucleotide exchange factor (GEF) 10. Gene Ontology annotation, molecular function: guanyl-nucleotide exchange factor activity; protein binding. The transcript is spliced from 30 exons. Bases 190 to 4227 code for a protein of 1345 amino acids. Gene Ontology annotation, biological process: actin cytoskeleton organization; positive regulation of stress fiber assembly; mitotic spindle assembly. The record is from RefSeq and is a predicted model, not a curated record. Gene Ontology annotation, cellular component: centrosome. Lineage: Eukaryota; Metazoa; Chordata; Actinopteri; Siluriformes; Clariidae.